Molecule: messenger RNA, 2400 nt
Organism: Penaeus monodon (black tiger shrimp)
Lineage: Eukaryota; Metazoa; Arthropoda; Malacostraca; Decapoda; Penaeidae
Product: proline-rich protein 36-like
Exons: 2
Coding region: 1-2400 (799 amino acids)
Source: RefSeq, a predicted model, not a curated record
AUGCUUCAACGACAGCGCUGUGAAGAUCAGGAUAAUCCACUUCCUGGUAUUAUGCUGUCAGCACCCACAAUGGAGUCAUUGGUGUUGCCUUCAAUAAGCAGCCAUUUGAGUGCUUCUUGUGAAAAAUUGGCUGUUCAUUCAGUAAUAACAUCGGAGAGUGACUUAGCCAACAGUCACACAUCCCUCGCCCCAACCAGUAGUGUAGAAGAGCCAAUGUGUGCAGUUUUCACGGUGCCAUCACUUCGGAGAACUAACUCAGCAACUACACCUCAGAUGAAAGAGGAGGCAGCAUGUGGUUUUAAGAGGGCUGAUAGUGAACAGAAUCCUGUGCAGAGAGCAGACAGUUCUGCAUCACAUCAAAGACGAUCUAGUGAAUCUUCUACUGGUUCUGACGCCAUUCUCCUUCAGCCCCCAGUUCCAGUGCGAGCUGCUACGCAGAAGCUUCCUCCACGGCCCCCUGAGCCUACUCCACCACCCAUUAAGGCAGGAUCUUCACGGCCAGCAACACGUAAUGAACGGCGAGUCCUCAGGCGCCAGUACAGUACACACGGUCCUGCAAGUCCCACACUCAUGCGUGAUGAGCAAGGUGGACAUCAUUCACUGCCGACGUAUAUGGAAGAAACUGAUACUGAUGAUCCAAAUCAACCUCCAGCACCCCCCAGCUCUCCAUACCCUCUUGCUCAUCUUCUGUCACGGGAAGACUCAGCCUCUCCUCAGUCAUUAGCAUCUCCUUUAUCACCAAUUCCACUUGCACACAGACUUCAGCGAGAUGGGUCUGGUUCAUCACAGUCCUUAGCUUCACCUGGCUCCCCGCGACUGCUAGGCAAUCGUCUUCUCCGUGAGGGGUCAGAGUCUCCACAAUGGCCAGCUUCCCCCACAGCAAAUCGCCGUGAAGAUUCAAAGGCCUCUCCUAAUUCCACUUUUCCAGCACAUAAACGUGCUCAGCGUGAAGAGUCAGCAUCUUCUCAGUUCCUUACUCCUACUGCUAAUCUUCACCCAAAAGUCCGUCGACUCAACCGUGGUGACUCUGAUGCUAACCAACUUCUGGCUCCUGUUUCUACCCACCAGAAAGUCCGACGGCUCCAUCGCGAUGAUUCAACCUUCUCCAAACUAACAGCUCCCACUACACCACAACAAUCAAAGAGUCUCCAACGCGAUGACUCUAGUUCUUCUCAUUUAUCAACCCCUCCUGCUACUCCUCUCCCAACAUGCAAACAUCUCCAACGAGAUGAUUCAGAUUCAUCUCACAUUCCUGAAUCUCCUAGCUCAACCAAGUCAUCAACACAUUAUCUUCAGAGUGAUGAUUCUGUGUCAACAUCUCCAAGUUCUCCCCUUCCAACAGUUAGACGUCUACAGCGUGAGGACACUGACUCUUCUAACAUUCCAGACUCCCCAGUUUCUCCUGAGUCAACAUCUCAACCCCUCCAGCAAGAAGACACUGGUACUGGUUCCUCAAGCAUGCCUACCCCUCCUAGCACACCUCAUUCGGUAAUUACACAGCUGGAACGGGAUGACUCGGACACCACCUCUCCUGUUCUAGAAUCAUCAAGUUCUUCCCAGCCAUCAACACCUCGUUUCUUGCGAGAGGACUAUGUUUCUCGUCGUAAGUCUGCAUCCCCUGUUUCCCCACAUGCAACAAUCCAACGACUACAUGCUGAGCAGUCAGGCUCUCCCAAAUUGCUAUCAUCCCCUAGCUCUCCGAAAUCUCCAGCUGCCCGUCUUCAGCAGGAUCAUCCUAGCACCCCUCCGGCUCUCUCAGGCUCACCCCAUUCUAAAGGUCCGACAAUGAAGCGAGAAGACUCAUGUUCUCCCCAGCCCCCAGCACCUCCAAGUUCACCGUUACCAAAAACAAGACGCCUCCAUCGUCAAGAUUCACGAAAUUCCUUGCCGCAAAUUCCCCCUGCUUCACCUAGUAUCCUUAAAAAUCGUCGAGAUUCACAGCCACAAAUGUCCCCAGUAUCGCCUUAUAGAGAUCGUCGAGAUUCACAGCCACAAAUGUCCCCAGUGUCUCCUUACAGAGAUCGUCGAGAUUCACAGACACUCCAGUUUGAAAUGUCUCCUUCUUCUCCUGUGCCCUUUCAAUUUGAUCGUCGAGAAUCACUCAAACAGUCCCAUAUCCCUCCUUCUCCACCUGCAACAUUUGUCUGUCGCCGUGACUCACCUUUAUCCCAAAUACCUCCUGGGUCCCCAUCAUCAGCUUUUGCAAGCCGACGCGACUCACUCCAGUCACAGAUGCUUCCCAUGUCUCCAUCAGCAACCUUGGAAAGGCGUCGCGAUUCACUCCAAUCACAGAUGCUUCCCAUGUCUCCAUCAGCAACCUUGGAAAGGCGUCGCGAUUCACUCCAAUCACAGAUGCUUCCCAUGUCUCCAUCAGCAACUUUGGAAAGGCGUCGCGAUUAA